Molecule: messenger RNA, 1089 nt
Organism: Purpureocillium takamizusanense
Lineage: Eukaryota; Fungi; Ascomycota; Sordariomycetes; Hypocreales; Ophiocordycipitaceae
Exons: 2
Coding region: 1-1089 (362 amino acids)
Molecular function (GO): nucleotide binding
Source: RefSeq, a predicted model, not a curated record
AUGGCUUCAAAGACCUUCAACGUCGGCGUCGUGGGCUAUGGCAUGUCCGCCAAAGUCUUCCACAUCCCCUUCAUCACCACGACGCCUCAGUUCAAGCUGCACAGCAUUGUCCAGCGCAGCCCCAAGGACGGCAACUCGGCGCCUCAGGACCACCCGGAGGCGAAGCACUACACCGAUGUCAAGCAGCUCCUGUCGGACCCAGAUGUCGACGUCGUCGUCGUCACGACCCCGCCCGACAACCACUUCCAGCUCACAAAGGCCGUUCUCGAGGCCGGCAAGCACGUUCUGACGGAGAAGCCCUUCGUGCCCACGUCGGCCGAGGCCGACAAGCUCGUUGCCAUUGCCAAGGAGAACAAGCGCCUCAUCUGCGUCUACCAGAACCGGCGCUGGGACUCGGACUUUUUGACCGUCAAGCACCUCAUUGAGAAUGAUGUCCUCGGCCGCAUCGUCGAGUUCAACACGCAUUUCGACCGUUACCGCGCCGCCGCCCCCACCAACUGGAAGGGUGAGCUCGGCAUUCCCUCGGGCGGCAGCGCCGUCUUUGACCUGGGCACCCACCUCGUUGACCAGGUGUACACGCUGUUCGGCAUGCCACGGGCCGUCCACGGCCGCCUCAUGUCCCAGCGCUCCGGCAAGGCCGACUUCUUCAAUCCCGAUGGCGUGGCGGCCGAGCUGACGUACCCCAACGGCAUGCUUGUCAACGUCCGCAUCAGCGUGCUCAGCGCCGAGCUGGUCCAGCCGCGCUUCUGGGUCCGCGGCUAUAAGGGGAGCUUCCACAAGGUCGGCCUCGACCCGCAAGAGGACCAGCUUAAGGCUGGCGCCAAGCCCACUGAUGCUGGCUUCGGGAAAGAUAGCCCGGACAGCAUGCGCCUCAUUCUGGUGGGCGAGGACGAGAAGAUGACACAAGGCAAGGUGCCCGACCUGGAGCCCGAGACGUACAAGGUGUUUUACUCCGCCUUUGGCAAGGCCGUCGCCAGCGGCAAGGAGGAAGACGUCCCCGUGAAGCCCACCGAGGCGAGGGACGUGCUUCGCAUUCUCGAGGCCAUUAUGGAGAGCGCAAAGACCGGUCGGGACGUGACCUUCUCCUGA